CCACGCCCCCUUCUCCUCUACAAGGACGGCCGCGAACAAGCCCUCCAAACCCACAUUCUGCAGCACCCCAACGCAUCCUCCCUCCAAAACCAACCGGCGUCCAUCCUCGCCGAAAUCGACCAAUGGGCCGCCGACAACAACCGAUGCAUGAUGACGAUCGGGCCUGAGCGGAGCGCGCCCAUCGUUGAUCUCAUUCGCACGACCAAGCCCCAGACUAUGACUGAGCUGGGCGGCUACAUCGGCUACUCGGCCAUCAAGUUCGGGGAAGAGGUGCGGCGCGCCGGUGGCACCCGCUACUGCAGUCUCGAGUAUAACCCCGAGUAUGCGGCUAUCGCGCGCUCGCUCGUCGAGUUCGCCGGAUUGGGGGAUUUCGUCACUAUCUUGGUGGGCGACGCAAGGGAUUCCUUGGCGCAGUUGGCGGGGAAGGCUACGUUGGAUUUGUUGUUCUUGGAUCAUUCGGGAAGGUUGUAUUUGCAGGAUCUUCUCACGGUGGAGAGGCUGGGUUUGCUGGUUCGGGGCGCGCAUGUUGUCGCUGAUAAUGUUUGGUUGCCUGGUGCGGAGCCGUAUGCGGAGUUUAUGGGGCAGAGUGAGCAGGUGGUUGAUGGGAGGGUGCUGAGGUAUGAGACCAGGACGUUGCCUUAUGUUUUGUCGAAUGGGCAGCAGGUGAGUUGA
Molecule: messenger RNA, 672 nt
Organism: Aspergillus homomorphus CBS 101889
Lineage: Eukaryota; Fungi; Ascomycota; Eurotiomycetes; Eurotiales; Aspergillaceae
Product: O-methyltransferase
Exons: 1
Molecular function (GO): O-methyltransferase activity
Source: RefSeq, a predicted model, not a curated record